UUUGGUCAACAAAAAAUCAGUUAUUUUUUUCUCUUUUCAGUUUCUCUCUGCCUACAAGCAUAAUUCAAAGCAAGAUCUAUUUUCUGCCACAUUUGGGCUUUCUAAGUGUGUUGGAGAAGAUGGUUAAUGUCUUGAAGGGUGUUCUUAUAGAAUGUGACCCAGCCAUGAAGCAGUUCCUACUAUACCUGGAUGAGUCAAAUGCCCUGGGAAAGAAAUUCAUCAUACAAGACCUAGAUGAAACGCAUGUUUUUGUGUUGGCUGAGUUGGUUAACUUCCUCCAGGAGAAAGUGGGCGAGUUAAUGGAUCAGAACUCUUUUCCUGUUACACAGAAGUAAAGAGACUAAAAGCACAUCAUACAAGUCCCUGCAUCUGGCAGCUGUUCCUAACAGAAGCAGUAGUGACAACUGUGACUGUCCUUUGGCAUCCAUAGACAGAAGUAGUGACCAGCAGGUGUCCUGUGGCCCAGCAAUGUGUUAUCAAUAAAAGACUGCCACAAACCUC
Molecule: messenger RNA, 501 nt
Organism: Pelodiscus sinensis (Chinese soft-shelled turtle)
Lineage: Eukaryota; Metazoa; Chordata; Testudines; Trionychidae
Source: RefSeq, a predicted model, not a curated record